AUGAUUCACGUGCUUGAGAGUGUUUUUUCGACAAUUUUUUGGUCAUUCUGGAUAGUCUCUUUUACGUCUGUAUUUAUUUUGUUGAUGCUGGGUUUAAAAUUACCGACGGUAUCAAGAUUGGAAUGGUGGCAAGGACCGAGUCCGAUCUAUCAGAUAUACCCGAAGUCAUUUCAAGAUUCGAACGGCGACGGUAUUGGGGAUUUGAAAGGCAUACAGAAAAGGUUGGGAUAUUUACAACGCCUUGGCAUUAAAACGGUAUGGCUUUCGCCGAUUUAUCAAUCUCCAAUGAAGGACAAUGGGUAUGACAUUUCAAACUUCAAGCAAGUUGACCCUGUAUUUGGAACGUUGGAAGACUUCAAAUCAUUAGUAGGAGACAUGAAAUCCAAAGAUAUGAAAUUGUUGAUGGAUUUUGUUGUAAAUCACACCAGCGACCAACAUGAAUGGUUUCAAAAAAGCGUGAAACGCAUACCUCCGUAUUCGGAUUAUUAUGUUUGGUCGGAUCCGAUGCGUGGGACGAAGGAUCAGCCGCCGAAUAAUUGGCUUAGUGUUUUUGGAGGCUCUGCCUGGACAUUCAAUAAGCAGAGGAAACAAUUCUAUCUCCAUCAAUUCUUUCCGGAACAGCCGGAUCUGAAUCUUCGGAGCACAGCUGUGCGGAAUGAAAUAUUGGAUAUAUUUCGCUUUUGGAUGGACGAAGGAGUACAUGGCUUCCGUUUAGACGCCAUCAAACACGGGUUUGAGGAUAUGAAUUUUGACGGCAAGAAUGAGCCCAGUCGGCCCGGGUUCCGUGAAUCGCGAACCGUUGCCGGUGCGGAUCGGAAUUACGAUUCUUUACUUCACAUCCAUACCACGAACCAGCCCGAAACUUUUCCUCUCUUGAGGGAGUGGCGCAAGUUUUUGGACGUUCAUUCUCAGAAGGAUGGCGUACCACGGGUGAUGGUAUCAGAAGUUUACGACGACCCGAAUGUGGUUGCGAAGUACUUCGGUAUUGAUUCAUUCGACCAACUGUCGCAUUUUCCAUUCAACUUCAACCUGCUUACCGACAUAAACAAUGAUAACAUCUCUGGUUUUCUGAUGAGGGACUCUGUUUUGAAAUGGAUCAGUCGAGUACCUCCGCAUGGAUGGAAUAAUUGGGUGGUUGGAAAUCACGACAAUGGACGAAUACGAUCCCGAUUUGAUGAAAAAAUUGUAGAUGCGAUGAAUAUGAUCGUGAUUUUGUUGCCUGGAACGCCGGUCACUUAUUAUGGUGAAGAACUUGGUCUUGCUGAUGGGCCUGAAGCUGAUGAUGCUCAAGCCAGGGAUCCCAUGGGGCGGGAUGUUGCGAGAGGGCCGAUGCCGUGGGAUGAUACGAAGAACGCGGGAUUUUGCUCAAACAAAGCUCCUUGGCUUCCGCUGGGAACUGACCAUCGGACAUCGAAUGUGAAAGCUCAGCUUGCCAGCCAAAGCAGUCAUUUUUCCGUGUACUCAGCGCUGGUGAAACUUCGCGCCCAAUCCGUCUUUAAAUUUGGGGGCAUUUUGUUACCUGACGCUACGAAACAGAUUUUCUGGUUUUUGCGGCAUUUGAAGGGUCAUCGAUCAUAUUUGAUCGCUGCGAACGUGUCGCAGCAGACGGCGGAAAUUAAUUUUCGCGAUUCGAACGAGAAGGGAUUUUUCAGAAGACCACCGAUUGUAACUGAAGCAGGAACUAUUGUUUUGCGCAGCUCCGCGGAUGUUCGCCGAAGAUCGUCGGUCGAUUUGCGCAAACCAGUGACCUUACAACCUCAUGAAGGCGUUGUGAUUCGUUUGGCAUUGAAGUUAUCCUGAAUUAUUUUCCCAUAGUUGCGGACUGUUGAAAUGGGAUGUUCGUGAUUUAUUUUUUAUGAUUGCAUGAUGUGAUUAUGUCCAGUGCUACAGCAAAGUCGAUGAAUAAACACUUUUUCUCGGCGUCCAUUAUUCGAAGA
This is a messenger RNA of Notodromas monacha, 1937 nucleotides long. The record is from the annotation of a GenBank genome assembly. Lineage: Eukaryota; Metazoa; Arthropoda; Ostracoda; Podocopida; Cyprididae.